CAUCCUCAAUGGGCCUACUAGAUGAAGGUGUGGCUUUUUCUCAGCUUAAAUAUUGCCUCAAAAUGCCCUAAUGGCUGCAUCCUUUCACAGUGCUGACCUUUAAUUUAUACUUACAUGUAUGAGGUGUUGGACAAAGUAUCCUAAACCAAGACAUAAUGUCAUUUCUUAGUGGUUGCAGCCUUCAUAUAGAUUCUCUUGUAAAUAACAAGCCAGAAAUCCUUUGAAAUACAUAGAGGAAUUCAACAUAUGGCAUCUGAUAUGAAACAAACUUUCCAUGUUCUGAGUCUUGAUUCCGAAAUGAUGAUGAGCCACGUGGUGGCGCUGCAGGCUAAGAAGAUGCAAAAAAGAUCAGCAGAUACGGCAGUUCUCAGAAAGAGAGUCCUGAAUCAGUCAAGAAGGGGAAGAGAAGCUUUCUUAGCUAGAACCAGAGGAAGGGUCUGAAGCCCUCAUAUUUCUGAGACACCAGUUAGACGGACAAAAUUUGUAGGCUCUGGUUACCGUUUGCAAUCGAGCUGGGCUACACAGGCCGAGAAGAGGGGGUGAAAGGAAGAAUGGAACGAGAAGGAGCAAUGAUUCCGCAACAAAGGCAAGUUCUCUUUCUCCUUGUUCUGCUGGGUGUGUCUGGGGCGGCCUCAGAGCCGCAGCAGUUUUCAGUAGUGGAGGAGAUGGAGAGAGGCUCCUUUGUGGCCAAUGUGGCAAAGGCCUUGGGCCUGGAGGUGGGGGAGCUGUCAAACCGGGGGGCCAGAGUCGUUUUCAAAGGGAACAAAGAUUAUUUACAGCUGAACCAUAGAACUGGGGAUCUGCUCCUGAGAGAGAAACUGGAUCGGGAGGAGCUGUGCGGCCCCGCCGAACCCUGUGUGCUGCCUUUUCAGAUCUUACUGGAAAAGCCCUUUCAGAUUGUUCGGGCUGAAUUACGGGUACAUGACAUUAAUGAUCAUUCACCAGUGUUCACAGAAAGGGAGAUGCUUCUAAAAAUCCCCGAGAGCACCUCCCCUGGAACGAUGUUUCUGCUAGAAAACGCUAGAGAUUUAGAUGUAGGAAAUAACAGUCUCCAGAACUAUGCAAUCAGUCCCAACUCCUUUUUUGAUAUUCAAAUUCGAGACAGCAGUGAGGGCAAGAGAUACCCCGAGCUCGUAUUGGAUGAACCAUUGGAUCGGGAGGAGCAGUCUGAGGUCACUUUAACUCUCACUGCAGUGGAUGGGGGAGUCCCACCAAGGUCUGGAACUGCCCAAGUCCGAGUUGUUGUAAUGGAUAUCAAUGACAACGCUCCAGUGUUCACUCAGUCCCAGUAUGAGGUUCAGAUACCGGAGAACAUUUCCAUUGGAUCCAAGGUUGUCAUAGUCUCGGCCACAGAUUUAGACGCAGGGAAUUACGGAGAAAUAUCUUACACAUUUUUAUAUCCCUCUGAGAACAUUCGUAAAACGUUUCACCUUAAAGAGAAAUUGGGAGAACUUUACUUAAGGGGAAAAGUGGAUUUUGAGUCAACUCAAUCUUACAUUAUAAAUAUUCAGGCCACAGAUGGUGGAGGUCUUUCAGCAGAAUGUACCGUUGUCGUCCAGUUGAUAGAUCUGAAUGACAAUCCUCCAGAACUGACUAUAUCUUCACUUACCAGUCCCAUCCCAGAGAAUUCUCCUGAGACUGUGGUGGCUGUUUUCAGGGUUUCAGAUCUAGACUCUGGGGAAAAUGGAAAGAUGGUUUGCUCCAUCCAAGAU
Molecule: messenger RNA, 1712 nt
Organism: Vombatus ursinus (common wombat)
Lineage: Eukaryota; Metazoa; Chordata; Mammalia; Diprotodontia; Vombatidae
Product: protocadherin beta-2-like
Exons: 1
Biological process (GO): homophilic cell-cell adhesion
Cellular component (GO): plasma membrane
Molecular function (GO): calcium ion binding
Source: RefSeq, a predicted model, not a curated record